AUGAAUGUCAUAAACACAAGUGUUUCCCUCAAUAUCUCAAUUGUGCGUCCUGAAUACUUUUUUAUCACUGGACUUUCAGGUAUCCCAUACACACGCUAUCACUAUAUUUUCUUGUUUUGCAUUUAUUUUAUUAGUGUUAUUGAGAACUCUGCAGUUCUUGUCAUUAUAGUUGUUAACAGGAGUCUGCAUAGCCCAAAGUACAUUGGUGUGUUUAAUUUAGCUUUGGCUGACUUGGGUAUAACAAAUGCCCAGAUUCCUAACAUAGUUCGGACUUUUCUUUUCGAGUCACAGUACAUCUCUUAUAAUGCUUGUUUAGCCAAUAUGUCAUUGGUUUAUUUCUUUAGUGGUGCACAGGUUUUCACUCUUGUUGUUCUGGCAUACGAUCGGUUCACUGCAAUAUGCCUGCCGCUCAGGUAUCAUACUCUUGUGACGAAUACUGUCAUGUUUGUGCUUUUUUCAAUAAUAUAUACAUUUACUGCUGUAAUGAUAAUUAUAAUGGUGCAUUUUAUCAGCCGCCUUUCAUUCUGUAAAUCUAAUGUAAUAGAAAGUUAUUUUUGUGAUCAUGGACCAGUGUUCAGGUUGGCAUGUAAUGAUUAUAGCAAUAGCUUUUCUCACGGAAAGCUUAUUACAGUUGUAUACCUUCUAGGACCAUUUCCCAUUAUAGUCCUGUCAUAUCUAGCCAUUGUUCUUGUUUUAAGCAAAAUCACAAAUUGGGAAGGAGGUAUUAAAGCUCUAAGGACGUGUGCUUCGCAUCUUUUGGUGGUGGGGUUAGUUUAUCUUCCGAAGACUUGCCUUUAUGUUAUAGGAUUUACAACAACUGUUUCUCUCAAUGCGAGAAUCAUCAGCUCAUCGCUUUCUUAUGUCAUUCCACCAAUGUUAAAUCCAAUGAUUUAUGUGUUGAACACAGCUGAAAUCAAAGACACAAUUCGAAAAGCAUUCAAAAACAGAUCUGGACCGGGUGUUUAA
Triplophysa dalaica is the source of this 966-nucleotide messenger RNA. RefSeq names its product olfactory receptor 52E4-like. Gene Ontology annotation, molecular function: olfactory receptor activity; G protein-coupled receptor activity. Gene Ontology annotation, cellular component: membrane. The coding region runs from base 1 to 966 and encodes 321 amino acids. Gene Ontology annotation, biological process: G protein-coupled receptor signaling pathway. The record is from RefSeq and is a predicted model, not a curated record. NCBI's taxonomy places the organism in Eukaryota, Metazoa, Chordata, Actinopteri, Cypriniformes, Nemacheilidae. The transcript has a single exon.